AUCCAUGCAGCGCUCCACACACACUUCCUCUUCAGAUCAGAGCGGGUUUGGGGGAGUUUCUGCAGUUUGAAUAUCCCACUCACAGCUGCUAAACAUAAACAUAAUAGCUGGGAAUUUGUGUUUGUAAAGAAGAUGGAAGCAUAGCAGACAACACUCGCAAAAAAUGGACAUCAGAGAAAGGAGCAGACUUCAUAGGGAAUCUCUUCGGCUCCAGGAUCCAUUCCUACACAAGGGUUCGUCAACAAAGAAGCUGUGUAGAGAAAGAACCAGGCCUACAGACAGCAGAGAGAGGAGAUCUUCAGUGGCACACAUCAGAUCUGUCAGGGACAAAAGGCCAAUGGCCGUGAGCCAGCAGGCAAAUCUCAGUGCUGUUAGACCUGCUGAGAGGAACUGGGUGAAAGCUGUCAGCCAAAGUUCAUCUGCUCAAGUUAAAGUGGCCUCAGUGGUCAAAACUGCGGUAAAGGGCAAAGCAGAAUCUGCACCCAAAAAGAGAAGGAAAAUUCACCCGUCUGGUUUCAAAGGAAAAGGUCAACUCAAACUGACAGUUACUCCAGGCAGAGGGUGGCUCUAUGUUCAAAUUUUGGAGGCCAGAGGACUCAUGGGAAGAGAGUACAAACCAUGUGACUCAUAUGUAAAGAUAAGUAUUGCUCCAGAUGUUGACCACAGCAAGCGAUGGAAGACCAGGACCGUUCUAGAGUGCAAGAGUCCUGUUUUCAACGAGAGUUUUAUGUUAGAUGUGGAUGAAGACGAUCAGAAGAAGAGGCUGUUGUUAACUGUGUGGAAUCGCAGUCAAACUUCCAGGCGCAGUGACUUCCUGGGCUGUAUGAGUUUUGGUGUCCACUCCCUCAUCACCUCGUCUAAGGAGAUCAGAGGUUGGUAUUAUCUCCUGGGAGAGGAGCUGGGCAGGAGCAAACAUCUGAAAGUGGCCUCACGUCGCAUCAGACAGACCGCUGAAGCUGCUGCGUCCAACUAUGAAGCUGGAGCCGAGACCACAAGUCCAGAGAACAUGCAGUCAUUUACAGUGACCAUUUUGAGAGGAAAAGAUGGUUUUGGCUUCACCAUCUGCUCUGACUCCCCUGUACGGGUCCAAGCUGUUGAUCCAGGUGGUCCAGCUCACCAGGCAGGUUUACAGCAGCUGGACACAUUAUUGCAGCUAAAUGGCCAGCCGGUUGAACACUGGAAGUGUGUAGACCUGGCUCAUGCCAUCAGGAAUUGUCGUAAUGAGAUCACAAUGGUGGUGUGGAGGACAGUGCCUAUUAUGAAGCCUUACUAUGAGGGGCUUAUCCACAGACCUUCCUACAAACCCUCUGGAUUUGAUUCUCUCUCUUCCACUGCAAAGACACAAAACAAAACCCCACCUUUACUCUCUCGACCUACCAAUCACAAAAAGGGGCGCCGUAAAAAACCAAGUGGCCCUGAUAACACAGGAAACGGAGUAGGAGAGUCGUUGUGGUCUUGGACGGGCAAACGAGAAGAAAAUGACUACAAAACACGCACACAGACCCUCAAAGGUACCCGUGUGACAUCAUCAAAUGGUGACAACUACAUCAUCCUCUCUCCUGUCAGCCCUGGAAACCAGAUAUUGCAGCCAGUGUAUUCUGACUCCAAUGGCACACUGGGAACUCUAGGAAGAAUCUAUCAGACUAGCCGAGGAGUGCAGCAGAGCCCAGACUACCUGCAGAAUGGGGGGCUGCAAGCACAGGCCACCUUGUGCAGGUCUAUGAACAGUAAGACCACAACCUUGCCUCCUUCAUCCUACAGACAGAGCUUUGCCAACUACCAGAACUGCACCAUCGUCCAGUCCCACCUGCCUCACUCCAACUAUGGCACAUACGUCAGCCUGGCCCCCAAGAUUCUCAUCUUCCCAGUUUUUGUCCAGCCACUGGACCUGUGCAGCCCAGAGAGAGUCCUGGUGUUGUCAGAGGAAAUGAUCCUUCAUGAUAGUAAACACAUAGCUCUUAAGGCUACAGUGUUCAUCUACACAGAUCUGAUGCUGUUGACCAGGGAAGAUGAACCGGGCCGCUGUAAUGUUCUACAGAGUCCACUUUACCUUCAUGAGAUACAGCUGCAGGACGUUCCCGCAGACAAACUGCGGCUGUACAUCUCCUACUGGAUAGAGAGGACCGAAUGUCUGUUCAGCCUGGAAGCCUUUUCAUCCGAGCAGAAGAGGAGGGUUGUUCAGUGUCUGAGAGACAAUAUUGACAAGCAGCUCGCCCUGAGGGACAGAAUGGGCCCUGACCAGAUGCUGGAACCAAAAGCAGCUGAACAGGCUGCUGAUCUGGGUCUGCUCGGCUUCAGCUCUCACAGUGUGUCUGAGCCCUGUUCCCCAUCAUGCCCCUCUGCAUCGCCCAUCAUGAGAAGAACCAACUGCAGCUCUCCAGCUCAGCGCCUGCACUGCAGCGCUGGAGAUGCCAACCAAACCACUCCGACCUCUCGAGACGCCUGCAAACCUCCAUACCUGGAGACCUCCGAGAUCUGGAAGGACAGACAGAAGGAUGUGAAAGCAGGCGGCCAAGAGUCAGAACUGGAGAAAAGGGAGCAGGGGGAGGGCGAGAGCGCUUCCGAGACCAUCAGCAUUGGCGCCAGACCCACAUCUUCAUCGUCAUCUUCCUCACCUCUGGUCAUUCCUAGGCUGUGUCUGGAUCGCUCCUUCAACGCAGAGGCUUUGACCUCACCGUCGACUGAUGAUGAUGAUGAGGCGGAGGAGGAAGACGAUGAGGACAGCGAUGAAGGCUUCCUGAAGCGGAGGAGUAUGGUGGAGUCAUCUCCUAGCAGUGGGCAGCAGAGCGGGGGCUUGUGUGUGCAGAGGUCCCUCCACAGACGGACGCACAGCGAGGGCAGUUUGCUGCAGGAGCCUCGGUCUCCUCGCUUCAUCUCCGAUCAGGCCAUUGACUGCAUAGAGGCCAAACGGGAUCCUUCGGAGCGCUGGGCGGUUCCCUCGCCACAGACCCUGAGGAAAGAGCUCACCAAGAACGGAGGAUCCGUCCACCAGAUCUGUCUGCUCUUCACUGGAAGGAGGGUUUGUGGCACGCCGAACUGUAAAUGUGACACAGGAAAAACUGGUGUCAAACAGAAGAAAACCAAGAAUCUGGCCAAAGACAUGAAAAACCGUCUGACUUUUCUGCGGAAGAAGACCAACGACAGACAUGGAAGCAAUCCAGUCAGCAAGCUUGAGAAAGUCCUCAAGUCAGACAAACCGACUCCAGAGGAAGCGCUCAGAUGGGCAGAGUCGCUUGAUGCGCUGCUUUCUCACAAAUAUGGCCUGGUGGUUUUCCGCUCUUUCCUGCAAACUGAGUUCAGUGAGGAGAAUCUGGACUUCUGGCUGGCCUGUGAGGACUUCAAGAGGAUCAAAUCACUGUCCAAAAUGACAUCCAGAGCAAAGAAGAUAUGCACUGAGUACAUCUCCAUACAGUCCUCUAAAGAGGUUAAUCUGGACUCGUACACCAGGGAGCACAUCAAGGAAAACAUGGAGAACAUCUGCGCAGACUGCUUUGACCUGGCUCAGAGCAGAAUCUUUGGACUAAUGGAAAGAGACUCGUAUCCUCGAUUCCUCCGCUCUGACAUUUACCUGGAAUUAACCAAUCAAAAGAGACCCAGCUCUGCCGCAGAUCCAUCUUAAAGCCAUGACCACAAACGGCAGACAUUUAAACUUUGUUAGAUCAGUAUUGCUGGAGACGUAGUAGAAGAGGACGUGUCUACAAUCACAUAACCCACUGAUGCACAGCUUCGUAUUGAAACGUCAGUCAGCUAAGCACCUUGGAGAGCUCAGCCCGAUGGAUCAUUGCAUGGACAGAUUGUUUUUGGACGCUUCUGUGCUGCACCCUGUUGGAUGGUUGCGGCAAUAAGAUAGCGAUAAAUGUGUAAUGAACAUGGUGAAAGUGUUUACUCGAAUCAAUGUGCCAGAAAACCUUUGCACCUGUUGACCCAGUGGCAGUACAUAGAGGGUGCAAAGCAUGAUGGGUUUGGGAAAAAAAGAGAGAAAUUUUGGUACGGUUUUGUUCAGCUUUACCAACAAACCUUUUCACUUUUCUUUCCUGCACAGACCUCAACAUACUCAAAUUUUACAAAGAUCCUAGUGAAAUGAUAUCGGACAAAAAACUAAGUUAAAAAAAACAGUAUCUGAGUUGCAGUUAACAGCAUGUUUAUAUUCUCUCAAUACUACUGACAGAGCACUAAUUCUUAUUACUUUCAAGGGCUUUGGUAACAUUUCUACAUCUGUUCUUCAUGAAGUGGCCCAGUGGCUCUAAUUCCUUAUAUUUUACAAGUGCAAUAUACAGUUAGUUAUCCUUAUUAAUAUUUCUUAAACAUAACAAUAUAUUAAAGGGGUCAGAUGUUUUUUUUAUAUAUAUAUAUAUAUAUAUAUAUAUAUAUAUAUAUAUAUACACAGUGUACAAAUGUUCUCCCAUAAUGCAUCAUACAGGCAUCAUAAGUUCAAAUGAAAGAAAAUGUAAUUCCUGAUGUAAAUGACAGAGGCUGAGCUAUACAGACUAACAGUUACAGUGAUGUUAAAACUGAAGGUAAUCUGUUUGUCAUCCUUGCUGUUAGUCAGUUGAUCACAUGUUAAAGAAAUCAGAAUAACGUAUCAAAGAAGCCAGAGUUUGUGUUUAAUAGCGGUUUAACAUAGAGGAGCAUGUACUGUACAUAGUGUGUGUGUUCUGUGUUGAUUUACAUUUUUAUUUAGCAGUUAGCUCUUUGGGAGACUCCUGUUUGGCAAAUACAGUGUCUUCAUCCUAACAAUAUACUUCCUUCUGUGAUAAUAUUUCUUGUAUUUAUUUGUGGGGUCAUAUUUCACUCACUGCUGCCUUCAUAUGUAACAUACUCUCAUCAAAUAAAAU
Molecule: messenger RNA, 4835 nt
Organism: Carassius carassius (crucian carp)
Lineage: Eukaryota; Metazoa; Chordata; Actinopteri; Cypriniformes; Cyprinidae
Product: regulator of G-protein signaling 3-like
Exons: 25
Coding region: 164-3619 (1151 amino acids)
Biological process (GO): signal transduction
Cellular component (GO): nucleus; plasma membrane
Molecular function (GO): protein binding
Source: RefSeq, a predicted model, not a curated record